Messenger RNA from Cyprinodon variegatus (sheepshead minnow), 2446 nucleotides. Its product is annotated as zinc finger X-chromosomal protein-like. Gene Ontology annotation, molecular function: RNA polymerase II cis-regulatory region sequence-specific DNA binding; DNA-binding transcription activator activity, RNA polymerase II-specific; metal ion binding. The record is from RefSeq and is a predicted model, not a curated record. The coding region runs from base 305 to 2404 and encodes 699 amino acids. Gene Ontology annotation, cellular component: nucleus. Lineage: Eukaryota; Metazoa; Chordata; Actinopteri; Cyprinodontiformes; Cyprinodontidae. The transcript has 7 exons. Gene Ontology annotation, biological process: regulation of transcription by RNA polymerase II.
UUCCUGCCGCUCUCGGGCUGUGACGUGUCGUGCUGACGGCGGCCUCGGAGCUGGAGAAGCGGGGGGCUGUAGCAGGACACUGUCUGGCUCCAGACGUCCUGCUUCGCUUUUCAGCGGUGUUCCAGAAACAACCCCCUCACCCCUCCUUCUCUGCUCGUUCCCGGCCCGCCCAAAUCACACUAAAUUCCCGACUGAAUCCUGCCCGAGUCUGGGGGAACCAGGCGGCCUGGGAAGCCGGGGACCGGAUUGAGGCCAUCCCUGCAGCAUAAAUCUGCUCCUCAGUAACAAAUGCAGUACGAGGACAAUGGAUGAGGAUGUCACCGGGCUUGCAAUACAUGCUGAAGAGCCUAAAAUAAUAAUACACGGAUCGGAUGACGGUGGUGCCGGUGGGCAGGAGUUUGUUGUGGAGCUUCAAGAGACUGUGUUGGUGUCAGAAGGUGAGGGUGAAGGCAUGGCAGUUCACAGGUUUGCCCCAGAGGAGCUAGUCAUCCAGGAUGCAGUUGAAGAUGUGGUUUCUGAGUAUGUGCAUGAAGAUGAAGAUGUUGCUGUAGAAACCUGUGUGAUGGCUCUAGAGGGCGAAGAGGAAGGCGUUGCCAUGGGAGACAUCCCGGAAGAUGGUCUGGACCCAGAGCAGCAGGAGGAUGACCAAGAUGGCUGUGGAGACUAUCUAAUGAUAUCCUUGGAUGAAGCUGGGAAAAUGGUGUCUGAGGAUGGAACAGAGGUAACUGUGGAAGGAGCUGUGGAGGAUCAGGAGGUGGAGAAGGAUGAAGACGGACAAGAGGUGAUUAAAGUGUACAUCUUCAAGGCUGAUUCAGGAGAGGACGACAUGGGAGAAUCGGUUGACAUCAGUGAUGGAGAUGCAGAGAGCGUUGCACUAACAGAAUCUACGGGCCAAACUCUCAGAGAGAAGAUGGUUUACAUGUCUGUCGGGGAUUCACACCACAAUCAAGGAAACCAUGGUAUAGAGGACAGCGAGGGCUGUGAAAACCGAAACGGUGCAGCCAGUGCGCUGCUACACAUCGAUGAAUCAGACGGGGUCGAUGAAAUCAAUAGGCAACGCACCAAGAAUAAGAGACGAUCAGAACAUCGGCAGGUCCAGACAGCCAUCAUCAUCGGUCCGUACGGCCAGCCGCUGACAGUUUAUCCCUGCAUGCUUUGUGGUAAGAAGUUCAAGUCGAGGGGUUUCCUGAAGCGACACACUAAGAAUCACCACCAGGAUGUCCUGACCCGUAAAAAGUACCAGUGUACAGACUGUGACUUCACCACCAACAAGAAGGCCAGCCUCCACAAUCACAUGGAGGUUCAUGCACUGAGCAGCAAAGCUCCCUUCGAGUGUGAAAUGUGUGGUAAGGAGUUCCACCAGCAGGGGGCUCUGUUCUCACACAGGCUGCAGCACCACCACAGGGAGCCCAAAGCCCAGCCGCCUCCUCCACCCACUAAGAUGCACAAGUGCAAGUUCUGUGACUAUGAAACUGCGGAGCAGGGUCUGCUCAAUCGACACUUGUUGGCCGUCCACAGCAAAAGUUUCCCUCACAUCUGUGUGGAGUGUGGGAAGGGUUUUCGGCAUCCUUCGGAGCUGAAGAAACACAUGCGCACGCACACUGGUGAGAAGCCUUACUCCUGUAUGUACUGCGACUACAAGUCAGCCGAUUCGUCUAAUCUUAAAACACACAUCAAGACUAAGCAUAGCAAAGAGAUGCCGUACAAGUGUGAGCGCUGUUUCCAGACGUUUGCAGAGGAGGAGGAGUUGAUGCAGCACGGACUGACUCACGAGGAAAAUAAGACCCACCAUUGUGCCCACUGUGAUCACAAAAGCUCUAACUCCAGCGACCUGAAACGUCAUAUCAUAUCUGUUCAUACCAAGGACUAUCCACAUAAAUGUGCUGUGUGCGGGAAGGGCUUCCAUCGGCCAUCUGAACUAAAGAAACACUCUGUCUCUCACCGCACUAAGAAACUCCACCAGUGCCGACACUGCAACUUCAAAAUCGCAGACCCCUUCGUUCUCAGCCGCCACAUUUUAUCUGUCCACACAAAAGAGCAGCAGGCCUCACCUGAAAAGAGUGAAGUUAAAAGGACAGAGGUGCAAACUCCCGUUGCGGCACCUAAAAAGUCUGCACCUAGUGGGUCGGGCGGCUCCGGCCCGCCUGCCAGGGUCAGUGCAGCCAGCCUAGCCAGCAGUGUGACUGUUGUUAUCGGCAAAGGACAAAAAGAGAAAAGAAUAUACCAGUGCCAGUACUGCGACUACAGCACCGGGGAUGCUUCUGGUUUUAAGCGCCACGUGAUCUCCAUUCACACAAAGGACUACCCUCACCGCUGCGAGAUCUGUUCCAAAGGUUUCCGACGGCCUUCGGAAAAGAACCAGCAUAUCAUGCGUCACCACAAGGACGUGGUGCAGGCAGAGUGACUCUGACGGAGCCAAAUACUGUGCCAGAACAAUGACCAACAU